Molecule: messenger RNA, 186 nt
Organism: Funneliformis mosseae
Lineage: Eukaryota; Fungi; Glomeromycota; Glomeromycetes; Glomerales; Glomeraceae
Source: the annotation of a GenBank genome assembly
AUGCCGAGAUGGUGGGAAAUUAAGGUUUCUGAUUUCAAAGUUGUCAUCAAUUUAAACACUUUUGGAGUGAUCAGAAAGGGUUGUCCUUUCUUAUCAAACUCUCACGAAAUUUCACGGGUCCAUUCGAUUGUUACACGACAUUGGCGUAAUCAUCCUUCUUAUGUUUCUUCCUUUGAUAAAAGUUGA